AAGGGUCACUGAUGAUCAUAAUUUUAAAUAUAAAUACCUAAACUUAUAUAACCCUUCAUUUUUAAAACCAAUUUAUUAUUUUGAUAAUGUCUCAAUGUAUUUACCGAAAGAGAUAAACCAGAAAAUGAGAGUUUUUGAGAAAUAACCUGUCAGCUGUUGUGAACUUUGUACAGGUCAGGAAAUAGGACAUCAUUUUGACAAAUGCUGACACUGUUGUCUCAGUAUAGACAUUUGAAACAUGUAAAAUAUUUGUAUAGACCGUUGUCAGUGAUGAGCUCUGAAUCUAGAACUGGACCUGACGACGCCAAGAAACCAUUUGUUGAUAGAUUCUUUGACUCUGCAGCUAAUGGAAAUAUUGAAGAACUUACACAUCUACUGAAAGCUACAGUAAUAGUUGAUGAACGAAAUGAUAAUGGGUGGACUGGAUUAAUGCUAGCUUCAAGAUAUGGUCAUGCCAGUGCCAUCAAAAUAUUUUUGGAAAAAGGCUGUGAUGUGAAUCUUGUGAAUAAAACAGGACAAACUGCAUUAGAUAUAGCUCAAUUCUGGGACCAAUCAGAAGCAACUUCUUUAAUCAUGGACUAUGUGAAGCAUGACAACCCAGAUAAACAAUUACGGAAUUUCUUUUCCUAUAACCCAUUACUGAGAUGUGCUGAAAAGAGGAAAGACACAAACUGGUUAGAAAAUAAAAUGAGGGAAGAUUCUACAAAAUAUAUAGCUUUUUGUGAACUUCAACCUUAUGUUUUGUCUCUUCCUGAUAACAAAUGGAAAUACCAAAUUAUUAGAUUCUGUUACAGUGAUAUUCAAUCAUGUAUAAAUGACAAGAAUUUGGUUGUUUUUCUUGGAAUUAAUAAUAAUGGUGAUAAAACUGAGGAACAAGCAGUAUUUGCUAUAGAUAUAUCCGAUGAAAAGAAGCUAAAGACAAUAAAUCCAGAUGGUACUUUAUUACAACCUUUUCCAGGUUCAAUGAUGCUAGAACCAUCUGAGGCAGGCAUUUUAGCAGAGGCUCGUACAAUGUUGGACUGGUUGGACCGAUACAAAUUUUGUGCAACUUGUGGUAGUUCUACAAGUGUUACGGAAGGUGGUCAUAAAAGGGUGUGUGAUAAUAAAGAAUGCAAGACAAAUAAAGGAAUACACAACACCUGUUAUCCAAGAACUGAUCCCUCAGUGAUAAUGUUAGUUAUCUCCCUUGAUGGAAAGAAAUGUCUUCUUGGAAGGGGUAAACGUUUCCCCCCAAAGAUGUACUCAUGUUUAGCAGGAUUCAUGGAACCUGGAGAAACAAUAGAAGACACUUGUAGACGUGAGGUUCAUGAAGAGUCAGGAAUAGAAGUUGGACGUGUUGAUUACCAUUCUAGUCAGCCAUGGCCUUUCCCAGCUUCCUUGAUGCUUGGUUGCUUGGCAUAUGCCAAAACAGAACACCUAAAGGUUGAUGAAGAUGAACUAGAAGAUGCUAGGUGGUUUAGACGUCCAGAACUUGUUCAAAUGUUAACUAGACAGCAUCCUGAAGGACUUUUUGUUCCACCAGAACAAGCUAUAGCUCAUCAAAUUAUCAAAUCUUGGGUUAGAAAGACUACUAAUUCUAAUUUAUAAAUUGGAGAAAAAAAUGUCAGGGACUUAAUAUAUUGCAAUUUUAUUUAUAUAGUUUUCCAUGAAAAUUUAGUAUGUAAAUGAUUUUCUUUAUUUACAUGUAAGCAGAAAUGAACUUUCAUUGAAAAAACAUUUUUUUU
Mytilus trossulus (common blue mussel) is the source of this 1724-nucleotide messenger RNA. RefSeq names its product NAD-capped RNA hydrolase NUDT12-like. Gene Ontology annotation, biological process: NAD+ catabolic process; NADP+ catabolic process. The transcript has 7 exons. Lineage: Eukaryota; Metazoa; Mollusca; Bivalvia; Mytilida; Mytilidae. Bases 202 to 1587 code for a protein of 461 amino acids. Gene Ontology annotation, cellular component: cytosol; peroxisome. The record is from RefSeq and is a predicted model, not a curated record. Gene Ontology annotation, molecular function: metal ion binding; NADH pyrophosphatase activity; protein binding.